AGCGACUCCAUAAAAUCCCCACUUAUAACUUUGGCUACAAAGCUGGAUCGCUGCAAUAAUGGAAGCUCAGAGAGACAGAGAGACUGUCCUUGAUCAAACAGGAGCAGUAAGAAGGUCGAUCUUACCAGAAUACUUUGAAAGAACAUCUCCUAUGACCCCAACUCUAACCUGGGUAUAUGCUUCUUGUCUAAUUUCAGCACAAUAUUUAUAUGAUCGGAACUAUCUUUAAAUUAUACGUUCCUUAUUAAGUCUCGAAGUGAACUAUUCACACAAA
Messenger RNA from Moneuplotes crassus, 274 nucleotides. NCBI's taxonomy places the organism in Eukaryota, Ciliophora, Spirotrichea, Euplotida, Euplotidae. The record is from the annotation of a GenBank genome assembly.